Balearica regulorum gibbericeps (East African grey crowned-crane) is the source of this 2317-nucleotide messenger RNA. The record is from RefSeq and is a predicted model, not a curated record. Lineage: Eukaryota; Metazoa; Chordata; Aves; Gruiformes; Gruidae.
AAACAGCAUAGCUGCCUCAGCAGUGUGUGCCUUCAAUCUGAGUGCCAUUACUCAGGCAUUUAAUGGUCCUUUCCGUUACCAAGAAAAUCCAAGAUCAGCCUGGCUGCCAACGUUAAACCCCAUCCCUAAUUUCCAGUGUGGGACACUGAGUGAUGACAGCCCUAACGAGAACCUGACGGAGAGAGUCCUGCAGGAUGCGCAGCGCCUGUUCCUGAUGAAUGAUGUCGUGCAGCCGGUGACUGUAGAUCCAUACGUGACUCAGGACAGCAUUCGAUUUUCCAAACUGGUGGUUGAUAUUGUUCAGGGGAAGGACACUCUCUACCACGUGAUGUAUAUUGGGACAGAGUAUGGCACCAUCUUGAAGGCCCUUUCUACCACUAACAGGAGCCUGAGGAGCUGUUAUUUAGAGGAAAUGCAGAUCCUCCCUGACGGACAACGAGAAGCAAUCAAGAGUCUCCAAAUCCUGCACAGCGACAGGUCACUCUUUGUGGGCUUAAAUAAUGGAGUGCUAAAAAUUCCUCUGGAGAGAUGCUCCAUGUACAGAACAGAAGGGGAAUGCCUAGGAGCCAGAGACCCUUAUUGCGGCUGGGAUAACAAGCAGAAGCGAUGCACCACCAUUGAGGACAGCUCCAACAUGAGCCUCUGGACUCAAAAUAUUACUGAGUGCCCAGUGAAAAACCUGACAACAAAUGGAAGAUUGGGGCCUUGGUCCCCAUGGCAACUUUGUGAGCAUUCGGAUGGGGACAGCACAGGCUCCUGUAUGUGUAGGUCACGUUCAUGUGACAGCCCUCGUCCUCGCUGCGGAGGUCGCGGCUGUGAAGGGGCCAGGAUUGAGGUCGCAAAUUGUUCAAGAAAUGGCGCUUGGACACCCUGGUCUUCCUGGGCCCCGUGCAGCACCUCCUGUGGGAUUGGCUUUCAGGUCCGCCAGCGAACCUGCAGCAACCCUGCUCCACGGUACGGGGGCAGGGUCUGUGUUGGACAGAGCAGGGAAGAAAGAUUCUGUAAUGAGAACAGUCCAUGUCCAUUACCAAUUUUUUGGUCUUCAUGGGGUCCUUGGAAUAAAUGUAGUGUGAACUGUGGUGGAGGGAUUCAUUCAAGGCAGAGGUCCUGUGAAAACGGAAAUACGUGUCCAGGCUGUGCUGUGGAAUAUAAGACCUGCAACCCAGAGAGCUGUCCGGAGGUGCGCAGGAACACACCCUGGACCCCUUGGAUGCCUGUCAACAUCACCCAGAAUGGUGCCCGCCAGGAGCAGCGCUUCCGCUACACAUGUCGUGCCCAGCUGUCCGAUCCCCAUGAGCUGCAGUUUGGGAGGAAGAAAACCGAGAGUCGAUUCUGCCCCAAUGAUGGCUCAGCAGUGUGUGAUACUGACUCUCUUGUUGAUGACCUUCUCAAGACUGGUAAGACCUCUGCACGGAUUAUCAAUGGGGGCUGGUCCUUCUGGGGGGCCUGGUCUUCCUGUUCCAGGGACUGUGAGUUGGGCUUUAGGAUCAGGAAGAGAACAUGCACAAACCCUGAACCUAAAAAUGGUGGCUUGCCCUGCGUGGGGUCAGCAAUGGAGUACCAAGACUGCAAUCCACAUCCGUGCCCAGUGAAAGGCUCAUGGUCUUGCUGGACUCCUUGGUCUCACUGCUCAGCAACCUGUGGAGGAGGACACUACCAGCGCACACGGACUUGCACCAAUCCAGCUCCGUCUAGUGGAGAGGAUAUCUGCAUUGGUCUGCACACCGAGGAGGCCCUUUGCAACACGCACCCAUGUGAAGGUGGCUGGUCAGAGUGGUCAGAGUGGAGCUUGUGUAAUGAAGAGGGCAUCCAAUAUCGCAGCCGUUACUGCGAGGUACACAGCCCAGACUCUUCUCAGUGUGUCGGAAACAGCACGCAGUACCAAGAUUGCCUGUAUAAUGAAAUUCCUGUGAUCCUGCCAGCCUCCAGCAUUGAUGAGAGCACGAACUGUGGAGGUUUUAGUCUCAUCCAUCUGAUUGCCACUGGGGUCUCCUGUUUCUUCGGCUCUAGCCUCUUAACGUUUGUGAUUUACGUGUACUGCCAGCGCUGUCAGAGGCAGUCCCAGGAGUCAACUGUUAUCCACCCAACCACUCCCAACCAUCUCCAUUACAAGGGCAACACAACCCCCAAGAACGAGAAGUACACCCCUAUGGAGUUCAAGACACUUAACAAGAACAACUUGAUACCAGAUGAUAGGACCAACUUCUACCCAUUGCAGCAAACCAAUGUGUACACGACAACCUAUUAUCCCAGUACACUGAAUAAAUAUGACUACAGGCCCGAGGCCUCCCCUGGAAGGACCUUUACCAACAGCUGA